AUAAUCUAAAUCUAAAGCUAAAAUACAACAUAAUGUAAUUAAGUUUGCUAUUAUAAUAUUUAAAGCAUACGUCCAAGCAGUUAAAAUCUUUCUGGUUAAAAACUUUCAGACGAGCGAUAACUAAAAUUAACAGCGAAGCGGAGCUCAGGGCCCAAAUGAAACCAUUCAGUUUUACAAAAAGGGAAGAAAAUGGAAGCGGUGUCUGUGACAGGGCGGUUCAGGCUAUGCCAAAAUACAAGAAGAAAAAGAAAUUCAGGGCUCGACCAGUACCAAAGGAUUUAUUCUCAAAUUAUUUUUAUGAUAAAAUUAAAGAGGAUAAUUUUUUUCGAUCUAUGAAUCGUCGUAUAAGAGCUGAAGAAAUGUUGCGCAAUGCCAGUUUUCCUGGCAGUAUGGCCCUGCGAGAACGGAGUAGAUUGUCUACUCCAGCUGCCCAUAGUGAUCUACCCAUCGAUCCAUCACCAGGACCAGGUGUUGCUUCAGUAUCUUCAGGUGAUCUCAGAUCAGCAAGUCCAACAAAAGGUCCUCGAAAAUUGAAAAAGAACUUCAUCACAACUAGUCCACAACCAUUUCGAUUCAACACAGCUAGUAGGGCAGAUAAAAAGAUGAAAGACAUAGAAAGAAUAUAUCGAGACAAGUCUGACAGCACAAGUCAGCAGUGUGUAUCUGAGCCGGCAAAGGCAUAUUCAGCGUUGGAUUUGAAUUCUGCAGCAGUCGGUAGAUCUAAUUUAGCAGCGUUAUUGCGAGCUCAGGCUGUACGAAGGAAAUUUGAUAUAGAAGCCGCUCAACGAAUGUCUGAACAACGAAGGAAACAUGAAUCGAAAUACAGGGAUCGGUUGUUGAGGACUAAGCCAGCUUGGCAUCUUGUGAAAAAUAACCACGAAGAGGAUAUAGCAAUAAGAUUGCAAACUCGUAGAGAUGAAGAACGUCUUCGAAGGGAGGAGUUUCUGCAUGAAAUGGAAUUAAUGUAUGGUCGAGUACGACAACAGCCCAUGCUUUUUGAGAGAUAUUAUGCACCUCGACCUCCGAAUACACCAAUUGAUUUCACCCAGCUAUCACCAAGGAAGAGUCCAAAAAAGAAAAAUCUACGAAAGAAGAGCUCUUGUAGAUCAUCCGAUACUGAAGAUAAUCUUAUGAAGUAUUUAGAGAAAAUUGAUAAUAAAGUUUUCGAGGGCUCUGAUGGUACCUAUGUGCAGUUCUGA
Messenger RNA from Pieris rapae (cabbage white), 1199 nucleotides. Its product is annotated as protein FAM161A. The record is from RefSeq and is a predicted model, not a curated record. The transcript is spliced from 4 exons. Gene Ontology annotation, cellular component: cilium. The coding region runs from base 156 to 1199 and encodes 347 amino acids. Gene Ontology annotation, biological process: cilium organization. NCBI's taxonomy places the organism in Eukaryota, Metazoa, Arthropoda, Insecta, Lepidoptera, Pieridae.